CAGUGCAUACGAGAAUCGAACCGAUCGGUCCGUUGGUCCAAUGCAACACUCCCGAGCCAAACAAGUCAACUUUUGGAUAUUAAUUCAAGACUAGCAUGUGUUCGAUCCAAUGUAAUCAGGUACGGUGUAUUCAGGGUCCCAUGGUUAUGCGUCCUUGCUGCCUUGCCUCAUUAGUCGGCUCUCCUAAGCUCUUGGUUAUCGGCGAGUGUUCCUGUUCCUGUCAAAAACUUGGGUGUCAAAGGAAACGUUGGUCACCGAGGAGUGUCCCUAUCAAAACUUGGGCGUGAAAGAAGAACAUGGUGUUAUGAAGGUUCAGAAAUGGGCACUCUACAGACUUCUUUUGAAGGACCCCACAUCUUGCGCUUUCAUGCUUCAAGACUGUGCCAGAACCAGGCAACUGAACAAGGGCAAAGAGCUUCAUGCCCACAUCAUAACGACAGCAAAGCAGCCGUCCAUCUUUGUCUCCAACCAUCUCAUCAACAUGUACUCCAAGUGUGGGGGCAUGGCUUGUGCGUUGCAGGUGUUCGACGAAAUGCCUCAACGAAAUCUUGUCUCUUGGACGGCUGUUAUUUCUGGCCUUUCUCAGAACGGAGCGUUCCAGGAAGCUCUUCGUUUCCUUGAAGAGAUGAGGAUAUCAGGGUGGCAGCCGAGUCAGUUUGCGCUUUCGUGCGCUGUUCAGGCAUGCGCUGCUUUAGGCUGGGUUCAACAUGGAAAACAGCUUCAUUCACUGAUUCUAAAAACUGGGUUUGGCUCGGAGUUAUUCGUUGGAAGCAAUCUCAUUGAUAUGUAUUCAAAAUUUGGGCUGUUGGUUGAUGCUCAGGAUGUGUUUAAUGGGAUGUCGGCCAAAGAUAAGGUGUGUUGGACUGCUCUAAUUGACGCCUGCAGUAAAAACGGUGAGUUUUCUGAAGCUCUUCGAGCUUUCAGAAAGAUGAACCUUGAUGGUAUACCAGCUGAUCAACAUGUUCUUUGCAGUGCGUUGAGUGCAUGUGGAGGGCUGAACAGCUUGGCGACGGGAAAAUCACUACAUGCUAGCGUCAUUAAAUAUGGGUUCGAGUCAGAUAUUGUUGUUGGUAAUUCUCUGAUUGAUAUGUAUUCCAAGUCCGGUGAUGUGGAAAGUGCAUCCCUUGUAUUUUCGUUGGACUCUGAGAUGGUGAAUGUUGUAUCCUGCAGUACAUUGAUCGACGGCUUUGCCGAAAAUGACGAAAUCGAGAAAGCCAUGAAUAUUUACCUCAACUUGCGAAGGCAAGGCAUUGUUCCUAAUGAAUUUACCUUCUCUAGUUUGCUAAAAGCUUGUGCUAGCCAAGCCGCACUAGAACAGGGAAAGCAGCUUCAUGCCCAAGUGAUCAAGGCUGAGUUUGCAGCUGACCCGUUUGUUUCUACAGUUCUUAUUGACAUGUAUGGGAAGUCUGGACUUCUUGAAUCAUCUCUCCAAGUGUUCCAUGAGAUCCAGGAUAAGACGGAUAUCGCAUAUAAUGCAACCAUAGGAGUAUUUGCACACCACGGUUAUGGCAGGAAAGCAAUCCAACACUUCGAGAAAAUGGUCUCAAAGGGAAUGGAGCCCAAUGCAAUUACUUUUGUAAAUCUCCUGACUGCCUGUAGUCAUGCUGGCUUAGUUGAUGAGGGGCUAAGUUAUUUCAAUUCAAUGUCAAUGCGGUUUAAUUUUACACCCAGAGGCGAGCAUUCUGCGUGUGUAAUUGAUCUUCUCAGUCGAGCAGGCAGACUUAAGGAAGCAGAAGAAUUCAUUAAAGCAAUGCCUUCAGAACCUAAUGCAUUUGCCUGGUGCUCAUUGCUGGGGGCCUGCAGGAGGCAUGGUGAUGCAGAAAGAGGUAAGCUCGCUGCAGAAAAACUAAUGAUGCUUGAGCCAGAGAACAAUGGAACCCAUGUUUUGCUUUCUAAUUUAUAUGCCACAGUAGGACAGUGGGAGGAUGUGAAGAGUGUCAGAAAGCUGAUAAAGGAAACUAAGGUGAAGAAGUUACCUGGUUACAGUUGGGUGGAUGUGAACAACAAAACUCAUAUCUUUGGUGCAGAGGACUUCUCUCAUCCUCAGAAGAAACAGAUUUAUGAGAAACUUGAAAGUCUUUCCGAUCGAAUGAGGGAAGCAGGUUACAUUCCCUACACUGGAUCUGUCUCAAGUAAUGUUGAAGAAUGCUUGAAAGAGAAGCUUCUUCAGUAUCACAGCGAGCGGAUUGCCUUGGCAUUUGCGCUCAUCAGCAUACCAAGUGAGAAAGAAAUCAUUGUAAAAAAGAAUCUUAGAAUCUGUGUGGAUUGCCAUUCGGCAAUCAAGUUCAUAUCUAAAAUUGUUGGAAGGCAUAUAAUUGUAAGGGACAAUAGCAGAUACCACCAUUUCAGAGAUGGCUUAUGCUCUUGUGGAGACUAUUGGUGAUUUAAGUGGCAGUUUAUUCUUUGCAUUAAUUAUCCUUCAAUCGACUUACAAAUUUGAAUUCUGUUGUAACUUCCUCCUACAUUUUCUGUUGUAGACAAUCUUUGAUGUAUGUAUAUAAAAUGAACGCCAAGUC
This is a messenger RNA of Nymphaea colorata (pocket water lily), 2516 nucleotides long. RefSeq names its product pentatricopeptide repeat-containing protein At4g14850-like. NCBI's taxonomy places the organism in Eukaryota, Viridiplantae, Streptophyta, Magnoliopsida, Nymphaeales, Nymphaeaceae. The record is from RefSeq and is a predicted model, not a curated record. Bases 305 to 2383 code for a protein of 692 amino acids. Gene Ontology annotation, molecular function: RNA binding; zinc ion binding; protein binding. Gene Ontology annotation, biological process: RNA modification. The transcript has a single exon.